AUGACCUCGCGUGUCUCCUCUUCCACGUCCGCCUCCGCCUCUGCCUCUGGUCGUCGACCGUCUGUCUCAGCCAGGCGACUCUCCAGGAGGCUCUCGUCUCUCUCCGGCCUCGAAAAUGGCGAGGCUCCUCCCCGAGUCGCUCCGGCGGCGCAGGCCAUCACAGAAGAGAUUGCAGAGAUCAAAAGAUAUGAAGAUUUCACCACGAUAGACUGGGUCCAAGAUGCCGCCCAGGAACAGCUGCGCCGCCUCGCCCGGCGGAAAGAGUCCAAGUUCUUUGAGCGGGACGGUGUCUUGGGCUGGCGGCGCAAGCUGUGGGAGUCCUACGACGCGGCGCAAGCCUGGAUCGUCAUCACGCUGGUCGGGAUCGUUAUUGGUGUCAAUGCGGCUGCUCUGAACAUCAUCACCGAGUGGUUGUCCGACAUCAAGAUGGGCUAUUGCACGACUGCCUGGUAUCUCAAUGAAGGCUUCUGCUGCUAUGGUUCCGAGGAAGGCUGUGACGAGUGGAAGAGAUGGACUUCGAUCACCAUUGUCAAUUACUUCAUCUACGCCAUUUUCGCCGUGCUGCUGGCAUUCGUUUCCGCCUACUUGGUCAAGUCCUACGCGCCCUACGCCGCCGGUUCCGGCAUCUCCGAGAUCAAAUGCAUCAUUGCCGGCUUCAUCAUGAAGGGAUUUCUGGGGCUCUGGACGUUCUUCAUCAAAUCCAUCUGUUUACCUCUCGCGAUCGCCUCCGGUCUCUCUGUCGGCAAGGAAGGGCCGAGUGUCCAUUACGCUGUGUGCGUGGGAAACGUUAUUUCUCGAUUCUUCGACAAGUACAAACGAAGUGCCUCCAAGACACGAGAGAUAUUGACAGCAACUGCCGGAGCUGGAGUGGCUGUCGCUUUCGGAAGUCCCAUUGGUGGUGUGCUGUUCUCCCUAGAAGAGAUGGCGUCUUACUUUCCACUGAAGACGCUGUGGAGGAGCUAUUUUUGCGCUCUUGUUGCGACUGCGGUGCUGAGUGCCAUGAAUCCCUUCCGCACCGGCCAGCUUGUCAUGUUCUCCGUCAAAUACGAUAGAGACUGGCACUUUUUCGAGAUCUUCUUCUACCUUAUCCUGGGCAUCUUCGGUGGACUCUACGGGGCUUUCGUCAUCAAAUGGAACCUCAAAGCUCAAGCGUUCCGGAAGAAAUACCUGUCCAAGUACGCGAUUCCGGAAGCCGUCAUUCUGGCGGGUGCCACGGCCCUUCUUUGCUACCCCAACAUGUUUCUCAGAAUAGACAUGACCGAGAUGAUGGAGAUGUUGUUCCGAGAGUGCGAGGGCGACUACGAUUACAACGGACUUUGCGAGGCAAGGAAUCGACUUCCCCUGAUCGGGUCGUUGCUGGUUGCAACUCUCCUACGCAUAUUCCUUGUUAUCAUUUCCUACGGAUGCAAGGUCCCUGCAGGUAUAUUCGUGCCGUCAAUGGCAAUUGGGGCCUCUUUUGGCCGUAUGCUGGGAAUGAUUGUACAAUGGCUUUACGAGACAUUUCCCGAUUCAAAGUUCUUCUCCGCUUGUCAACCUGACGUGCCUUGCAUCACCCCUGGCACCUACGCCUUUCUCGGAGCUGGCGCAGCACUCAGUGGAAUUAUGCAUCUGACAAUUUCGGUCACUGUCAUCAUGUUUGAAUUGACUGGGGCUCUGACGUACAUACUUCCGACCAUGAUUGUGGUCGGUGUCACGAAAGCGGUGGGAGACCGAUUCAGUAAAUCCGGCAUCGCAGAUCGGAUGAUCUCGUUCAGCGGCUUCCCGUUCCUCGACAACAAGGAGGAACACAUCUUUGGCGUGUCGGUGUCGCAAGUCAUGACCGGCAACAUUACGAUGCUUCCUGCAGCAGGAAUGGAAGUCAAGGCCAUGCGGAAGUUACUUGACGAUACAUCCUUCUCGGGAUUUCCGAUUGUGGAAGACAAGGACUCGAAGAUUCUCGUGGGCUAUAUCGGGAGGACCGAACUCCAAUUUGCAAUUGAUCGGGCCAAAAGGCAGGGUACGCUCGCCCCAGAUGCCAAAUGCAUCUUUGUGACCGAACGGGAAGAUGGCACCGAAACGCCUGUGCCUCUGAGUCCGACUGUUACCUUUGAUUCAGCAACGCUAUACAGUGUGGAUUUCAGUCCGUUCGUUGAUGCGACUCCUAUAUCUGUCCAUCCUCGCUUGCCGCUUGAGACGGUCUUGGAAAUUUUCAAAAAGAUGGGUCCAAGGGUCAUCCUCGUCGACCACCAUGGUCGUCUCGAAGGUCUGGUCACUGUCAAAGACUGUUUGAAGUACCAAUUCAAGGUCGAGGCACAAGAACAUUCCGUGGCUGUGAGAGACGAGCCGGUAAUACAGCAGGAUCACGUCGUCGACGCUUUUGGCAAAUUUGUCGAAUAUGUCGCCGACAAGAUCAACAAUCUCUCCCGCGGUAGGCUGAAAUUGAGUCCUCGGACUGCCGGCGGAUGGAUGAGAGUGGCUGGAGACGAUAGACGGCGCGAUUUCGCCGACGACUACAACCACGAAAAUGAGAUAUUAGACGGGACCGAAGAUGUGGUUGAGCAUGGCCAGGAAGGUGUCGAACUGGAUACAAGAUGA
Fonsecaea erecta is the source of this 2574-nucleotide messenger RNA. RefSeq lists its product as hypothetical. The transcript has a single exon. Bases 1 to 2574 code for a protein of 857 amino acids. Gene Ontology annotation, molecular function: voltage-gated chloride channel activity. Gene Ontology annotation, cellular component: fungal-type vacuole; endoplasmic reticulum; early endosome. Gene Ontology annotation, biological process: intracellular iron ion homeostasis; transmembrane transport; chloride transport. Lineage: Eukaryota; Fungi; Ascomycota; Eurotiomycetes; Chaetothyriales; Herpotrichiellaceae. The record is from RefSeq and is a predicted model, not a curated record.